This is a messenger RNA of Eublepharis macularius, 1588 nucleotides long. RefSeq names its product hyaluronidase 3 (gene HYAL3). The record is from RefSeq and is a predicted model, not a curated record. Gene Ontology annotation, cellular component: acrosomal vesicle. The coding region runs from base 1 to 1437 and encodes 478 amino acids. Gene Ontology annotation, biological process: carbohydrate metabolic process; hyaluronan catabolic process. NCBI's taxonomy places the organism in Eukaryota, Metazoa, Chordata, Lepidosauria, Squamata, Eublepharidae. Gene Ontology annotation, molecular function: hyalurononglucosaminidase activity. The transcript has 3 exons.
AUGAUCCCAAACAGAGUAAUCAAGGUUUGCAUCAUUUUCUACCUUUGGGCCCCACACAACCUGAAAGGACAUAGCUGGGACCCGACAACUGCUGGUCCCAUUUUCCAAAAUGAACCAUUUGCUGUAGUGUGGAACUUGCCCACUGCAAGAUGUGAAGAACAUUUUGGGAUUGCUCUACCUCUUGGAGAUUAUGGCAUUGUUGAGAACAAAGGUAACACAUUUCGUGGCCAGAACAUGACUAUAUUUUACAAAAACAAGUUUGGACUCUAUCCUUACAUCUCCUCUGAGGGUGAGUGGCAUAAUGGGGGAAUACCUCAGAAAGCUGAUCUGAAAGAACACCUAGAGAGGGCUUCAAAAGAAAUUACAGAACUUUUGCAUCAUGGCUUCCGAGGUCUGGCUGUGGUUGACUGGGAGGAGUGGCGGCCUCUCUGGAGGAGAAACUGGGGGCCCAAGAUUGUGUACAGGGAGGCCUCUCAACAAUGGGUUUUGGAAAGGUUCCCAGAUCUGCCUGCUAAGGAACAAUCCUACUUGGCUGAGGAAGAAUUUGAGCAGGCAGCUAAAGUGCUCAUGGAGAGAACAUUGGCUGUCGGGAAGGAGCUGAGGCCACAGGGACUCUGGGGCUUCUACCGAUUCCCUGAUUGCUUCAAUGACAACUGGGAGAAAGAAAAGAACUACACUGGCCGUUGCCACCCCAAGGAGGUCCAGUGGAACGAUCGACUCAAAUGGCUCUGGGAAGUUUCCUCAGCCCUCUUCCCCAGUAUCUAUCUCCCCCCAAAGCUCCCAUCAUCAAAACACCAGCGCUAUGUUCACUACCGCAUAAGAGAGGCAUUCCGCGUGGCACAGUUUGGCUUGAAGCCACCCCUGCCUGUAAUUGCAUAUUCCAGAGUCUCCUACAGACACUCCUCAAGGUACCUUACUGAGACUGACCUGGUAUACACCAUUGGAGAGAGUGCAGCACUUGGAGCUGCUGGAGCGGCACUCUGGGGUGACCUCUCCUAUUCCAGUUCACUUGAGAGCUGCAUGAGCCUUCACCGUUACAUUGUGAGCACACUGGGGCCAUAUGUAGUCAAUGUAACCACAGCAGCCCGCACAUGUAGCCAGCAGCUGUGCUAUGGGAAUGGACGUUGUGUGAGGCAGCACCCUGAUGAGCUGGGGGCUUUCCUCCACCUCAGUCCACAGCAGUGGGAAGGGGAGCCUACUGUGACAGACUUUCUGGACCAAGAAGUUUCAGCAUGGGAGAGCUUUCGGUGUCACUGCUAUCCUGAAUGGACUGGUACCUGGUGUGAGAGGCCACAAUGGAGAGAGCCCAUCACAGAAGUGGAGUUCAACUUAGCUUCACAGUAUCAUGAUAUCUGUGAUGCAGCUCAUGACAACAAUGUUGUGAAGUCAAACAGCUGUCCUCCCUCCAUUUAUGACAAAAAGACAGAGCUCAGAUAACUAUCUAUGCAGGUCCAACAAUCUCUAGCAUUUAACGAAGGGUAGCCUCAAUGUUCUGGUAACUGAAUGACAGGUUUGCUAAGGGACAUCCUGUCUUGGACAAACAGCAAAAUACACUCUCUUUUCUUACUAUUGUACUUACACUGACAUU